AUGUACAAGGACACCAUAGCCUAUGUUUUUGAUUCCGAGCAAUCCGACCUUUUUGUUAAGGUUCUGGUGCCUCCACGAGACUUCCCUUAUCCCAUGCCUAAGGGAUCUGUUGCACUACUCGACCCUUCUCGCCUUCCCAAAGAUAACACAGUGACCGACAUCCUUCACAACAAGGAAGUUGUAGGAUCCUUAUACAAAGGAGAAAAGAACUACAAGGGACUUCUACAGAAGAACUGCCAUCGGUAUCUCCUAGAAUUUGUGGCCUCUCCUCACGUCGACGAUAUUCGAUGGCAUGUGCAGUCCGGGUGGGACACAUCCUUUGUGCAAAAAACAAUUGUGACAUUUUCAAUGCAGUUCCUGCAUGUAGGUGAUGUGGUCACGAUUGUUAAAGGAAAAGUACGCUCAGAGAUCGUACGAGUUGUAGCGGGUGCAUACUUGGGCUUGGAAGGACAUCUCAUUCAAAUAUCAGAGGAUAUAUUCCACAUUCGUCAAGAUAUCUCUAAGGAAGAGGUGCAAGUGUCAAGACACUACUUAGAUCGUCGUCCUAUAAAUCACACAUUUCAACCACGACUAUCAAUGCUGCAACAUUACGAGCCUCCUCACGACGAUGAAUCCAUCCAAGUCGGAGACCAUAUAGAAGUACUUGCGGGAGAACAUAUGGGGAAAUGCGGAAUUGUAUCAUGGUUUCCUGUAGGAGCAAUGCAGCUGUGGUUCCACGAUUUGUCCCCAAUCUUCAAUGAGGACGAAAUCGAGCACAAAAGGGGUUAUGAUGUAAGGCCUGGAGAUGUCGUCAGUGUCACUCACGGACCGGACUAUCAGACCAAGGGCGUCAUGCAGAGCGUCAACUUCCCCAAGGCAUGUUUGACACUACUAUCUGAGAGUGAUCAGUCGCUCAUCGACAUUCCGAUCAGAUUUGUGGCCAAAAUACACAACGCGCCUUUGGAUUCAUUUCGAAAGAUCAUCAAUGACGAAGUGUUUCUGAUUGGAGGCGACUGA
Suillus bovinus is the source of this 996-nucleotide messenger RNA. RefSeq lists its product as uncharacterized. The transcript is spliced from 5 exons. The record is from RefSeq and is a predicted model, not a curated record. Lineage: Eukaryota; Fungi; Basidiomycota; Agaricomycetes; Boletales; Suillaceae. Bases 1 to 996 code for a protein of 331 amino acids.